This is a messenger RNA of Caenorhabditis remanei, 336 nucleotides long. RefSeq lists its product as uncharacterized. The transcript has 4 exons. NCBI's taxonomy places the organism in Eukaryota, Metazoa, Nematoda, Chromadorea, Rhabditida, Rhabditidae. The record is from RefSeq and is a predicted model, not a curated record. The coding region runs from base 1 to 336 and encodes 111 amino acids.
AUGAACGCCGUUUCCUUUGCUCUCUUCCUUAUUCUUGCUGUGUCGAUGGUUCAGGGUCUAACUCUGGUCAUCAAGAAGAACCGCAAGUACAAUGAUCCACCAUUCUGCUUCUCUUACAACAGAGAAUACAAUGAAAAUGAUGUAACUUCGUCCUGCUCUGGAUACCAAUUCGACUGCUUCGACUCUGCCGGAGCUCAAAUUGGAGAAACUGAGCAGUUCAAUAAAUCGGAUUGCGAGUCCAUGUCUGUGUUCCGGUCCUUCUCUGACGCUGACUUCCAGAAGCGUCUUGACAAUGCUAGUAAAUACGCAUCAACUGCCGAAGCAUCUGGUCACUAA